AUGGAUCAACAAGAUGUCAUUGAACCACGGCCUGUCACCGAUGCCACUGAGUUUCUUGGUGACUUUCCGUCUCCAUCGCGCUCGAUCAUCGCGAAGACCAUUUUCCACUACCUGAUUGGCGGCAAUCGCACACAUCGACGCACCGUAGAGGGGAAACUGGAAGAUCGGAAAGCUGUUUUUGCGACUUGGAGCUCCGAAGAUCGUAGGAAUGUACUCUCUUUCAUGCAUGUCGACAAGUGUUUUUACAAGGCCGGAAGAGAUGGGCUUGACAACAUCUUUCCCAAUGAACUCCCAAGGCCUGAUUGGAUGAAUGCCAAUUGCCGAAUUCUCAAUCUGCCUGAGGAAGUCUGGACAAAAAUCUACAAACUUCUUGGAUACAACAAAGAGAACCUGUUACCUCUUUGGAAGAGAGCUAGCUUGAGCGUCGAGAGUUUUGCCUCGGCGCCACCACAUCCGCACGAUUUGGACACUGGCCACAGCCACAUCGGCAAGUUUAGGUUGGUGUGCAAAAGGUGGGCGGAACUCGGCCUAAAGAACCAAUUCGCUCGCGUGCAGAUACGGUUUUCCAACAGAGACUUUCCGAGAUUACGAAGACUUGCAAGGUGGCAACAUGCUGCUAGCAAUGUCAAGCAGUUCUCGUACAUUGUCCCUCGAUUCUACAGCAAAGAUGCAUAUCAGUUUGAAGAAAUUCUGCAUCAUUUCAACGUGUCGAGCACCAAUUCACAAGUUGGCGAAAGGAGGCAGCCAUCGACCGAGUCUCAACGCCGCGUCGCGGAACACUACCGGAGACAGAUCUUCAACGCGAUGUUGAAGGCCAGAGAACAGAAGAGGAUUAUCAUAGAAGAAAUCGAUCAAGAUGCGUUACGUGUUGCCAUGAAAGCAUUCACCCAUUUGAAGCAAAUACGAGUGAUGAGGGUGGUGGACCCAGUCGAUGGUGGUUGGGCAAUUUUCCUCCAGAAUAAUCCAAUUUACGCAGAUGCGCACACCGAGUCAGAAUGGACGGCUGCGUCUGAUCAUGCCAUAUCAACGUUAUAUGCAGCUAUUAGGCGAUCGGGAUCUCCUUUCGUUCGUUUCUCAAGCCGUUUCAUGGAGCCAUCAAUGCCAAUUAGCCUUACCAACUCCCUUAUCAGCCAAGUUGGAGGAAUCGCCCGUCAGCUCAUUUCGAUCGAGUUGCAGUUUGUAGAUGACACAGAUCCAAAUGAGAGACUCGCUACAUUAUCGCCUCUGUUCAGAAUUUUUUUCAAGGCUGCGGGCCACUUGGAAAGCUUUCACAUCGGCUGCAAUCGACAAAUAUCGGUGCCACUGGCGGUCGUCUUCCACAAUGUGCACUUCGAAAACCUAAAUCACAUUGGAUUGAGCAAGUGGCAAUUAGAUUGGGAGGAUCUUUUGAAGAUGUUGGAACGGCACCAGCGGCUGAAAUCGCUACGUUUGAGGGAAAUCGUUCUCAGAAGAACAUCUUUAGAGGAAUCCAAUUGGGAAAAAGUUCUGCGCUUUAUUCGACUGAAUCUCAGGUGGCUCGAAUGGCUCAGUCUCCGCGAUAUUGGCUAUGAAGACACGCCUACCUUUGAUGGCAUGCAUCCACUUGCUCCUUUCUACCAGCCGCAACACAAUGGCUCCGAAAGCGACCUAGACAACGACCCGAACGACUGGGAUUCAUCUGAGGUUGAAGACGACGAUGAUUCGGAUUUGGGUGACACUCCCAAUCAGCCAGCUAAUGUACACGAUAUUCAGCAUCCUUUAAAUCAGGAUGUCGAUAUUGCACAAGAUACAGGUUCGGAAGACGAAGGGUCUGAUGACGAGGCUAUGGAUGAGUAUGAGGGCUCGGUACGGUCUACGACUGGCCCAGGUGAUGACGACGAUCAUCAUAGUGAUCUGGGCAGCGUCCACAAUGAAACAUUAUCGGCAGUCGAUGCUAAGCCAGGACAAUGCGCUUGUGAGCACGGAUUUGCUUUGGAUAAUAUUGGAGAUAAUGGGAUAUUGGUAACAAAAGAUCAGUGGAAGAGGUGGCAGAUUUGGGCAAUGAAGAGAUGCUGGCAACAUGACAACGCACGAUACGGAUAA
Cadophora gregata is the source of this 2061-nucleotide messenger RNA. RefSeq lists its product as uncharacterized. The coding region runs from base 1 to 2061 and encodes 686 amino acids. The transcript has 6 exons. The record is from RefSeq and is a predicted model, not a curated record. NCBI's taxonomy places the organism in Eukaryota, Fungi, Ascomycota, Leotiomycetes, Helotiales, Ploettnerulaceae.